Carlito syrichta (Philippine tarsier) is the source of this 3398-nucleotide messenger RNA. Its product is annotated as solute carrier family 12 member 1. NCBI's taxonomy places the organism in Eukaryota, Metazoa, Chordata, Mammalia, Primates, Tarsiidae. The transcript has 19 exons. Gene Ontology annotation, biological process: cell volume homeostasis; potassium ion homeostasis; sodium ion homeostasis. Bases 159 to 2213 code for a protein of 684 amino acids. Gene Ontology annotation, molecular function: sodium:potassium:chloride symporter activity. The record is from RefSeq and is a predicted model, not a curated record. Gene Ontology annotation, cellular component: membrane.
CAUCAAUAUUUGCAGAAAACUUUGGGCCAAGCUUCACAAAGGGCGAAGGCUUCUUCUCUGUCUUUGCCAUUUUUUUCCCAGCAGCUACUGGAAUUCUUGCUGGUGCCAAUAUCUCAGGAGAUUUGGAGGAUCCCCAAGAUGCCAUCCCCAGAGGAACCAUGCUGGCCAUUUUCAUCACCACUGUUGCCUACAUAGGGGUUGCCAUUUGUGUAGGGGCCUGUGUGGUCCGAGAUGCCACCGGGAGCAUGAAUGAUACCAUCAUUUCUGGGCUGAACUGCAAUGGUUCAGCAGCCUGUGGGUUGGGCUAUGACUUCUCAAGAUGUCAACAUGAACCAUGUCAGUAUGGGCUGAUGAACAAUUUCCAGGUCAUGAGCAUGGUAUCAGGGUUCGGCCCGCUCAUCACCGCUGGAAUCUUUUCAGCAACACUUUCCUCCGCCCUGGCCUCCCUGGUCAGCGCACCCAAAGUGUUCCAGGCUCUGUGCAAGGACAACAUCUACAAAGCCCUGCAGUUCUUUGCAAAGGGAUAUGGGAAAAACAAUGAACCCCUGAGAGGAUAUAUUCUCACUUUUGUCAUAGCCAUGGCAUUUAUUCUUAUUGCGGAACUGAACACUAUUGCUCCCAUCAUCUCUAACUUCUUCCUGGCCUCGUAUGCACUUAUUAAUUUCUCCUGCUUCCAUGCUUCUUAUGCUAAAUCUCCAGGAUGGAGACCUGCAUAUGGAAUUUAUAAUAUGUGGGUAUCCCUUUUUGGAGCUGUUUUGUGCUGUGCAGUCAUGUUUGUCAUCAACUGGUGGGCAGCUGUCAUCACCUAUGUCAUUGAGUUCUUCCUCUAUAUCUACGUGACUUAUAAAAAGCCAGAUGUGAACUGGGGCUCCUCCACACAGGCUCUUUCCUACGUGAGUGCUUUAGACAAUGCCUUGGAAUUAACCACAGUGGAGGACCAUGUGAAAAAUUUCAGGCCCCAAUGCAUUGUCUUAACAGGAGGACCCAUGACAAGACCCGCUCUCUUGGACAUAACUCAUGCCUUUACCAAGAACAGUGGCCUUUGCAUCUGUUGUGAAGUCUUUGUGGGACCGCGCAAGCUGUGCGUUAAGGAGAUGAACAGUGGCAUGGUGAAAAAACAGGCCUGGCUUAUAAAGAACAAAAUCAAGGCUUUUUAUGCUGCAGUCGCGGCAGACUGUUUCAGAGAUGGUGUCCGAAGUCUCCUUCAGGCCUCAGGCUUAGGAAGAAUGAAACCAAACACUCUGGUGAUUGGAUAUAAAAAAAAUUGGAGGAAAGCUCCCUUGACAGAGAUUGAGAACUACGUGGGAAUCAUACAUGAUGCGUUUGAUUUUGAGAUUGGUGUCGUCAUAGUCAGAAUCAGCCAAGGGUUUGACAUCUCUCAGGUUCUUCAGGUGCAAGAAGAAUUAGAGCGAUUAGAACAGGAGAGACUAGCACUGGAAGCCACUAUCAAAGACAACGAGUGUGAAGAAGGAAACGGAGGCAUCCGAACCUUGUUUAAAAAAGCUGGCAAGUUGAACAUUACUAAGCUAAAUCCUAAAAAAGAUGGCAGCGUUAACACAAUCCAGUCGAUGCAUGUGGGAGAGUUCAACCAGAAACUGGUAGAAGCCAGCACUCAAUUUAAAAAGAAACAAGGAAAAGGCACAAUUGAUGUUUGGUGGUUGUUUGAUGAUGGAGGGUUAACACUUCUUAUCCCCUACAUCCUGACACUCAGAAAAAAAUGGAAGGACUGUAAAUUAAGAAUCUAUGUUGGAGGGAAGAUCAACCGCAUUGAAGAAGAAAAAAUAGCAAUGGCUUCCCUUCUGAGCAAAUUUAGGGUAAAAUUUGCAGAUAUCCAUAUCAUUGGUGACAUCAACGUUAAGCCAAACAAAGAGAGCUGGAAAGUCUUUGAAGAGAUGAUUGAACCAUAUCGUCUCCAUGAAAGCUGCAAAGAUUUAACAACUGCUGAGAAAUUAAAAAGAGAAACUCCGUGGAAAAUUACAGAUGCAGAACUGGAAGCAGUCAAGGAAAAGAGUUACCGUCAAGUUCGACUGAAUGAACUCUUACAGGAGCACUCAAGAGCUGCUAAUCUCAUUGUCCUGAGCCUUCCAGUGGCAAGAAAAGGAUCUAUAUCAGAUUUGUUGUAUAUGACGUGGUUGGAAAUCCUCACAAAGAACCUUCCUCCUGUCUUACUAGUUAGAGGAAAUCACAAAAAUGUCUUGACAUUUUACUCUUAAAACAUGAAAGAUUAGAAUGCAUCUUUAACUUAAUGUAUGAAUAAUUAAGAAACAUGUUCCAGUACCUUAUGUUGUAAAUCUGAUCUAUGGAUAUGCAAACCCCUGGAGACUAUCCUACCAGAUUCUACAUAAAUUUUGUCAUUUUUUUUAUUUUUAGUUAAUGGGAGUUUUUUUAUUUUUCCUGUCAGCUUAGGGGGGUGUCAAAACCAGUGCUGUCCCUAGAAAAAACAUUUUUGUUAUAGCUGUUGAUAAACAAAAAAAUUAAGCAAACUCAUGUUGGCUUAUGAUCAUAAAAACCACCAAUUUGAUUGUAAACUUCCCCGGGAAAACAUAAGCUUUUGUUUCUAGGGUGUUUGCUUCUCUGUCCUGGUAUAGGCCUCAACCCCACAGCAGGUUCUUAAUAAAUGCUUACUGACAGGCUGGUAUAGUAACCAUGGGUGGUUAUCAAAGGAAAGGACCAACAGCGUAGGGAACAUGAUUAUGCUUGCCCUUCCGAGAGGCUUAUGCCUACAAAGAAGAUUUAAAAGUCAAUAACUGAAAACUUUAAGAAGUACUUGAGUCUACAAAAUGUUUAAAGUAGUUACCUAAAUAAGGUUAUUUUAUGUAACAGAUUAUAUACUUAGAGUGAUCUGAGCGAUCUUUGAUAACAUACGGUUUGAAUUUGCUGCUGACUGAAAAGUAUAUUAACUAGAUUAGAAGACAGCAUAUAUUCCAAUUAAACAAAAUAGAUUCUAUUCUUAACAUAUCAGCUUUAGUUGCAUUCCUUACUAAAUAUUCUGAAAUUUCUAUUUCAGUGUUACCUUGCAUAUAUUUUUCUAAUUAAGUGGUUAGCACAGAUGAAACCUUUAUAGAUGACUAAUUGAAACCAAGUACCACAAAUUCUCAAACCAUGAUUAAGAAAUAUAUCCUGAAUCAUAUUUAGUUACUUUCGAUAGUGAUUGUGUGGAUUUAAAAGAAUAAUUAAAAUGUGAAAUGGAAAAACUUGCAAAAUUUCGAAUAUACAGGUAUUGAUUUUUUCAUUUUUGUUAGUAUACCUAUAAUACUUAAUCACAUUGACAAACCAACAAAAAAUUGUUUUUCUGAUGAAUGGCUUGAUUUUUCUUCUUGACAUGUUUUGACUGCUCAUUCUAACUGAAAAGAAUAUAUAUGGGAAAAAAUGAACCUGAAAUAAAAACACUCAAAUUC